This is a messenger RNA of Hyphopichia burtonii NRRL Y-1933, 1352 nucleotides long. RefSeq lists its product as uncharacterized. The transcript has a single exon. The record is from RefSeq and is a predicted model, not a curated record. Gene Ontology annotation, molecular function: 5S rRNA binding. NCBI's taxonomy places the organism in Eukaryota, Fungi, Ascomycota, Pichiomycetes, Serinales, Debaryomycetaceae. The coding region runs from base 146 to 1321 and encodes 391 amino acids. Gene Ontology annotation, biological process: rRNA processing; ribosomal large subunit assembly. Gene Ontology annotation, cellular component: nucleolus.
UCCGUGCACCAUUUUACGCCCGUGCACCAAAAAGCCAAAACUUAUCAGUAGAUGAGAUGAGAAUUUUUUAUAGCUCAUCUCUAUGUACAUACGUUUCUAUAUACGUUUCUAUAUACGUUUCUAUAUACACUUAUAAUAUACUAUCAUGGAGGUAAAUAGACCGCAGCAGUCACAGAACUCUAGGAAGGGGAAGAAAGCCUGGAGAAAAAACGUUAAUAUCGACGACAUUCAACAAGGGUUGGAAGAAUCAAGAGAACGUCAAAUAUUAUUGGGAGAUGAUUCCAAUGAUUUCAUAAUAGAUGAUGAAGGAGAUUUGAAUUUAAACAAACAAGCAAAGAAAUUGAAAAGUAAUGAGAUCUUAACCAAUAAAUCCAAGAUACCUGCUCUUGAAAACGGGAAAAAUAAUAAGAUUCAAGGAGUUAAUAAGAAUAAAGUUCAUAAAUUGAUGAAAUUGUCGGGAAGACUUCAAAAUGAAAGUGCAUUAAAGGCAAGAGUUGAUAAAGACGGGAUAAUCAAAGCAGCAUCCAAAGAUCCCUGGGCACAAGAAAAAACUGAAGAUUCAACUCCUAAAAUUUUGAAAAAAUCAGCAAUCCAUGAAAGAACAAAACCAACUCAUGCACCAAAAACUUUAAGUUAUAAAUCAAUUGAAUUAGAUAUACCACAAGACCCAGUUAUUGAAUCAGGUAAAUCGUAUAACCCAACUAUUGAAUCAUGGAAAUCAUUAAUUAAUAAAGAAUUUAAUUUAGAAAAUGAAAAAUACUUGAAAGAAUUGAAAAUUCAAGAAUAUCAAGCCAAAAUUCAAGAAAUCAUUGAAAAUUCAAAUGAAAAUGAAAUAAUGGAAGAUUCAACUGACUCCAAUGAAUCUGAAGCCGAAGAAGAUGGCAAAGAGGAAAAUUAUAAACUUUCAGUUAAUCAACCAAAUCAAAUUAAAAUUAAAACUAAAUCCCAAAGAAAUAAACAGAAAAGAAAUAAGCAAAGAUUAGACUUGGAAUCCAAAUUAGCCGAUUUAAAACAUCAAUUAGCCGAUUUGAAUAAAUUAGAAGAUUAUAACAAAGAAGUUGAUUCAAAAAAACCAGUUCCAAAAUUGAAAAAAACUAAGAAAUUAUUUAAACAUAAUUUAAUUGAAAAACCUUUAGAAGUUAAAUUAUCAGAUGAAUUAACCGAUAACUUGAGAAACGUUAAAACUGAAGGUAAUCUCCUUUAUGAUCAAAUGUUCAAUUUACAAAAAUCUGGUAAAAUUGAAUCUAGAGUUCCAGUUUCAAGAAAGAGAAAAUACGGUAAAAAAAUUACCGAAAAAUGGACUUAUAAAGAUUUUAAAUAACUUACAUCUUCGUUUCGUAACUUACUAAUAU